CACUGCACCUCCGACACAGCGCGCCAGGACCGUUAACACAUCCACCUCUCUCUCUCUCUCUCUCUCUCUCUCUCUCUCUCUCUCUCUCUCUCUCUCUCUCUCUCUCUCUCUCUCUCUCUCUCUCUCUCUCUCCCCUCUCUCUCUCCCUCUCCCUCUCUCUCCGUCUCUGUGUGUCCGUGCAGUUUACCCCCUCAUCGAUACGUGCAACUGAUACUACCCGGGAAAACUCGACCUCACACGGCGGUCGUCUUGGCUGUGUGUGCGCGCUACAAACUUUUUCCUCGCAUGCUCCACGGCUCUCUCUGCGCCUGGCACGGACCACGGAAAAAAAAGUUUCGCUUGUGCGGGAUAAAAGGACGCCCAGGACCUGCCAAGGAAUUACUUUAUACACCGACGAGCCCUACCGAGCCCGAAUUGCCAGCAAGAGGCACCCAUUCUAAGUAUAAAGGACGGACCCAAUCGGCACCAUACUCCCCAUACCAUUCCCCCCCGCUCUUUUCUCUCCACCCCUUCCCCCCGGCCCACUGAGCUCUCCGCUCACCCCUCCUCCUCCUCAACCAACACCCCCGGGCAAGAUGGACCUUCAUCACCGAGCCGCUUUCAAGAUGGAGAGCUCAUCGUACCUCCCUGGCCCAUUGGCGUCUCCAGCUCUCAUGGUGCUGGCGUCAACAGCCGACGCCAGUAGGGAUGCCUCGGCCCCUUGUCAGCAGCCGAGGCCGUUUGGAGCACCCGUGUCCGUCUCUGACAAAGACGUGCACCUACCCUUCGCCAACGGCUCCUACGCCUUCGCCUCUGUCUACCACCGACAGCCUGGCUUCGGUGGCCGUGACUUUGCGCCAUCUCUCCUGCACCUGCACCACCAGUUUGCACCACCUGGCCUAGACUGUCCACCAUCCAUCAGUGUGCUUAACCAUGGUGCUGUUGGAGCCUUCCGGCCCUUCGCAUCACCACCAGAAGAACGUGAUGCAGCCUCAGGGGCCUACCAAUCAGCUUUCACUCCAGCAAAGCGCCUCAAGGGCUGCCUGGAGGCAGAAGCAUCUCCACACCUGCGCUACUCAGACGCUGAGGGUAAAGAGUAUGACUACGGUGGUGCCCACGUGCCCUCAGGCUCACCCGGUGCCCUUAAGGCCGUGGAGGAUGCCGGAAAGAAAAUCUUCGCCGUCUCUGGCCUGCUGUCUGACCGUGAGGCCUCGUCCAGCCCAGAGGACCGCACUGAGCGCUCCAGGGAGAAGCUUCUCCAUGCUGCCUCUUUUCCUCCUCCUCCUCUACCUUCUCGGCUCUUUCUGGCUCUCCCCCUGAUGCGGAGGAGGCCGAUGUGCCACUCAGGCAAGAAGAAGGUGUCGCUGUAUGACAGCCAGGCUCCCAUCUGCCCUAUCUGCCAGGUCCUUCUGCGUCCCGGAGAGCUGCAGGAGCACAUGGAGCAGGAGAUGGAAAGGCUCACCCAUUUGCACAUCAGUAAGAACCCAUCACCGAAGGAUCUCAGCACAGCGCCUGGCACGCCCAAGUCUCUCCUGUUGUCAGUGCACAUCAAGCGUGAGGGAGAGUCUCCAGUAAUCUCACCGCUGUCCUCUGACGACCCGCACCAUUCUGACAGAUACCAGACUUUUUUGCGAGUGCGAGCAAACAGACAAACACGACUGAAUGUCGGUGACCUCUGCUGGCGCAGGCGUUACGGCAAGGAUGUGCCCCGAGAUGUGCCCCUAGCUCCCUACUGCCUACACGACGCUCGGAUCGGCAAGCUGAAGCGACGGAAGCCAGAGGAUGGACAGGUAUGUCCGCUGUGCAGCGCUCCGCUGGAAGGAACAGUUGAGGAAAUGAAUAAGCAUGUGGAAGAGUGUCUGUUAAAGAGGGAAGGCGGCAUAGAGGACGACCAGGCAGAUAUGGAAGGCGAGAACGGCACCCGCUUCGAAGAGUACGAGUGGUGCGGCCAGAAGAGGAUCCGAGCGACUUCUCUGCUGGAGGGAGGCUUCAGAGGAACAGGCUUCGCCAUGUGCAGCGCAAAAGAGAGCCACGACAGCGACGCCGACCUGGACGUGGACGGAGACGACACCCUGGAGUACGGCAAAGCACAGUGCAGAUACACUGAAGCAGAUAUCAUUCCUUGUUCCGGAGAGGACCAAGGGGAGACCAAAGAACGUGAGGCACUCCGCGGAGCCGUCUUAAACGGAGGCAUGCCAUCCAACAGGAUAACGCCGGAGUUCUCCAAGUGGGCUAGCGAUGUUCACUCAUUACGUGGAGGUGUGUGUGUGUCUGCAGAAAUGCCAUCCACCAGCAACGGUGAGAGCAGCAAGCAGGAGGCCAGCUCUGCAUCGACAUCCACCGUGCCCAGGACCUGCAAAAACAGUGAGAUUGAGAAUGUCUCAGAUUUCUACAACUGGCCUGCUCCUGCAUUAAAUGCAAACUUGUUCGCGCCGUCCAAAGCCUUCAGAAGGUUAUCACCAUUUCCCAGUAGAAUCACAGAGGACUCCACAGGCACCACACUGGAAGCACUGAAGGCUCGCAUCCGGGAACUGGAGAAGCAGAUCCUUAGAGGAGACAGAUACAAGUGUCUGAUCUGCAUGGACUCCUACACAGCGCCCCUCACCUCCAUCCAGUGUUGGCAUGUCCACUGUGAAGAAUGCUGGCUUCGGACUCUGGGAAAUAAGAAACUGUGUCCACAGUGCAACACCAUCACAUCACCAGGAGACCUCCGACGUGUGUACUUGUGAACGAGUCAGCAUCAGCGUCCAGAUUCGUCCCCCAUUUUCCUUUUUUUUUGUCUAUUCUGUUCCGGUGGAUUACAGUUUCCUCUUCCAGACUGAGAGUCGUGUGCAGAUAUUAACAAGGAGCGUCUGAUGUAGCAGCAAACUGCACAGGGACUUGUAAGGACUAUGUAUAGACUCAGUAUUUCCCUGUGAGUGAGACGCACCUCCCACUUCUUGCCCAGCCUCUGACUUUGCCCCCUAGUGGUGCUCCAUGUUACGGUGCAGGUCCAUAACGCUGCUGCCCACUUCCCCGCUUCGCUUUGACACACACCCACCAUCUGCUACGAUGGAGUGUGUGUUUGUGUGUCUGUGUGUGCAUGUUGGUGGGAUCCCUCUCAGCAAGACCUACGAGCUGGUCUUCAGCUGGGAGCUUCAGCCCUCCAUCCCGACAGGGACAAAAAAAAAAAGAAAAAACACACAAAAAAAUAAUAAUAAAGAAACUGCUGAUAGUUUAGCCUUCACCCUUCUGUCCCUUCCAUCCUUUUCUUCAAACUGUCAUUGUGUUUUUUCUCCCACCUUGCCAACAACCCCCCCGAUUUUCACUUCUUUUGUGGUGUUCUAGUGACGUCAACCAAAUUCAAUGAAUCAGUGCAAGCACAUGUAUUAUAGUCUUGUAUGUUUACGGUGUUGUGAGUAAAUGACCUAGAGAACACACUUGUAUACACAUGCAUAACAUGCGCACACACUCAAAAAAAAAAUGACACACAAGUAUAUAUCGCAGUUUUAGUUGGGGCCGGGGGUCGGGUGGGUGGGUGAGGGAGGGGCCGAUGUUUCAAUCUUUGUGGAAAAAGAAAUCCCUCUGUAUUUUUAAACAGAUGUUGUUGUCUUGAGGUUGAAGUUGUAUUUCAUUGUACAGGAAGAAAUUUAAUAAUAUUAAUAAUGAAGUACUCAAACUAGGCUUUAAAGGUUUAGGCUGUACAUUUUUUUUUUUCAACUCUGAUAUACGGUAUAUACUGUAGAUUCAAGUUUAAAGUAAGCGAGCUCAUCGUUUUUUUUGUUUGUUUGUUUGUUUUUGUUUCUUCCCUUUUUUUUUUAAAAUAUCGGAAAGACUGAUUAAAUUUUAAACUGUUAAGCACCCUGAUGAUCCUUUCAAGUGACAACAGAAAUCGGUUUUCUGCAAGCAGAUGCCUAAGAAAGGUGUGAUUCUGUUCAUCCUUUCUAAGAUGGGUUAUAAAACAAAAACAAACAAAAAAAAAAGCUUUGGAUCCCCUUGUUUUUGGGAUAUGUUCAUAUCAUACGACCACAUUGUGGAAGACAACAAUGCUUUUCCUUUCGUCCUACAAGAAGGAUCAGAUCGGAUCGGAUUGGAUUGGAUCGGAUGACUGGCACAUGGCCUGAUCCCUCCGCUCUCUCCAGGAGUGACAUGGUGUACUUUUGUAUUUGUACAACUAUAUAUAUUGUGAUAUUUCUUUUCUGUAUUGAUGUAAACAAGGGGGAAAAGGUUUCAAGAAAAGAAAGCAAAGUGCUGAUCCCAGUCCCACAAUAAAUGGUCAAAUGUUGCAUUUCUUUUUUUUUUUUUUAUCCCCCCCCCCCCGCCCUCCUUUUUAUUUUUUUCCUCUUAUUAUUUGCACCGUUAGUGAGAUUAAUGGCUGUCUCAAUUCUGUAAAUAAACCACUUUUCAAUUUUUCAACACUUGGAGUUGCCAAGCUUCAUAGAAGACAAGAGGCUGUCCAUAACAGUUUAAAUGUAUGAGAUUAUUGAUCAGAGAUGAGAAACCCUUUUUAAAUUUCUUGUUUGGAGAAAAAAAAAAAGGUCCUGUCCCCGUGCUAUAAAAAAAUUGCACAAGACAAUUGUGUGAGCUGAUUGUGUCCUUGUAUAAUUCUUGGAAAUGGUACGUGUCUUACCCGUUUGUAAACUUCAUUUGACAGUAAUUAAAUGAUUGUACAUCUGAAA
Tachysurus fulvidraco (yellow catfish) is the source of this 4637-nucleotide messenger RNA. It is a transcript of the gene rnf220a, whose product is annotated as ring finger protein 220a. The record is from RefSeq and is a predicted model, not a curated record. The transcript is spliced from 18 exons. Gene Ontology annotation, molecular function: ubiquitin protein ligase activity; metal ion binding. Lineage: Eukaryota; Metazoa; Chordata; Actinopteri; Siluriformes; Bagridae. The coding region runs from base 576 to 2708 and encodes 710 amino acids. Gene Ontology annotation, biological process: protein ubiquitination.